This is a messenger RNA of Motacilla alba alba, 5464 nucleotides long. RefSeq names its product proline-serine-threonine phosphatase interacting protein 2 (gene PSTPIP2). The transcript is spliced from 15 exons. Gene Ontology annotation, molecular function: actin filament binding. Gene Ontology annotation, biological process: actin filament polymerization. The record is from RefSeq and is a predicted model, not a curated record. NCBI's taxonomy places the organism in Eukaryota, Metazoa, Chordata, Aves, Passeriformes, Motacillidae. Bases 2085 to 3509 code for a protein of 474 amino acids. Gene Ontology annotation, cellular component: actin filament; cytoplasm; plasma membrane.
AGGUCACUCCAGGCCCUGUCCAGGCUGGCUGUGAACACUUCCAGGAAUGGGCAGCCACAGCUGAUCUGAGCAGCCUGUGCCAGGGCCUCACCAGCCUCACAGCCAAGAAUUUCUUUCCCAUAUCCCAUCUAACCCUGGCCUCUGUCACUAUUAAGCCAUUGCUCCUUGUCACUUCAGGCCCAUGUAAAUAAUCUCUAUCUUUCUUGUCAGCUCCCUUCAGGUACUGGAAGGCUGCAAUCAGAUGACCCCAAAGCUGCCUUUUCUGCAGGCUGAGCAGUCCCAAUUCUGUCAGCAGAGCUGCUCCAUUCCUCUGAUCACCUUGAUGUCGCCUCUGGAUUCACUCCAGCAGCUCCACGUCCUUUUGCUGUUGGAGCAGGGCUGGGGCAGCUCUGCAGGUGGGCUCUCACCUGAGCCCAGGGCCAGAGGGGCACAAUCCCCCCUGCCCUGCUGCCCACGCUGGGGGCUCAGCCCAGGACAGGGGGUUCAGGCUGGGGCAGGGCUGCUCUUGAUGAGUGCGCUGUCCCCAGUUAACUUCCUGCACGGGAGUGUCCUGCUUCCCAGUCCAGCUGUGGAGUGACCGGCAGCUGGAAUCAUUCUCAUGCGGUUCAGGCUAACAAGCUUCUCUUGUUAAUGGCCUGAGUGCUUUGAGAGACUGGCCUCUGCAGUACUGGGCAAAAAUAAACACACUUGAAAUCCAGAGAUGGCAGCUAACUUUUUGGGAACAGUUAGUGUGCUGUGCUCCAGGAACAGGAUCCUGUAGUCCUGUGGUCUUUCACCAUCUUGUUUCUUUUACCCCACAGCCCCAGAAGAGGGGGCUGGGGAGCCUCACGGGUGUGAGGGAAUACUGCUGUGGAACAUUUCCACUCUGAUCUGCCCAACAUCAUGUACCUUCCAGGACAGCUUUUACAGCUUGUGACUCUCUUUCUGCCCAGUGACUAAACCCUGGUUACUACUUGAUGUUGCUGUGCCGUGUUUCACGUGCUGCUGUAGUUGGAAAGUCCUGAGCUCAAAAGUAUCUUAGUCCAAAGUGGAGAUGUAUUUUUUUCUAGUAAGAUAAGACAAAUGUUCCUGAGUGGUGCAAUGGGCUGCUCUGGCCAAGGGCUGGGGCUGGAAAGUUGGGAAAUGGCAAUUGGAUCACAGAAUCACAGUAGUUUGGUUUGAAAGGAACCUUAAAGAUCAUCUGUGUCCACCUGCUGCUGUGGGCAGGGCACUUCAUCCCAGGCUGCUCCAAGCCCCAUCCAGCCUGGCCUUGGGAUGCUGCCAGGGGUGGGGAGCCACAGCUGCUCUGGGAAACCUGUGCCCUGACCUCACCAUCCUCUCUGGAAAGAGUGUCUUCCCAACAUCCCACCUAUCCCUGCCCUCUCAGUGGGAAGACAAUUCUCCCUUGCUCUGUUACUCUGCCCAUGUCCAGAGUCCCUCUCCAGCUCUUGGAGUGCAUUUAGGUGCUUGGUGGUGUGGAUUCAUGCCGACAGUUUGUGCUCUCUUGUGCCAGGAGGUUAUACACAGGGUUAGUCUGCCUAGAUCAGCCUCAGGUUGCAAUUGAGCAGACUUGUUUCAGUAAGCUCAAAUUGCUUUUUUUUUUUUUUUUUUUUUACACUGCUGGAGUGUUUUAGUGUCCCAGUGUUCAAGCAAAAGCAGCAAUUGAGUGUGGUGGGUGUGAUUGAGGCAUUUCAGUACACAGUGUCCGAUCUUUGCUUUUGUAUUUUCCAAGCGUUGCUCAGAGGUCCCUCACAGGGUGCCUUGUGUCAGGCACUGGCCCCUAAUAAACCGUGUGUGGCUCGGGCUGUGUGAUGAAGGAGGGUUGUGUGUGUUCAGGAGCGGCUGGGAAGGGGCUGAGCCUGGAGCAAAGGAGGCUCAGGGGGGACCUUGUGGCUCUGCACAGCUCCUGCCAGGAGGGGACAGCCGGGGGGCCGGGCUCUGCUCCCAGGGAACAGGGACAGGACAGGCGACAGCCUGUAGCUGUGCCAGGAUAGGUUUAGAUAGGAUAUUAGGAAAGUUUCUUGACAUGAAGAAGUUUCCUGCCCUAACACAGGCUUCCCAGGACAGUGGUGAAGUCCUCAUCCUUGGAUUAGUAAAUCCUGUGGAUGGGGAUUUGUGGGACAUGGGUGGGCUUGGCAGUGCUGAGCAAAUGGUUGGACUCGAUGACCUUGGAGGGCUUUUGCAACCUAAGCGAUUCUAUGAUUCCACGAAACCUUCCCGAAGUAUUCCUGAAGCUCCGAGCCGGGCGGGCAGGGUCCUUGGGCGCGGCUGUGCAGCCUCUGGCCGAGCUGCUCCGGCGGCGCUCCCCGUGUCCUUGGGGACAUGGCCCCGCACGGCUGGCUUCGUCCCACGGCGCGCUGCUGCCCAGCCUCCCUUCCCCGCCGGUCCCACCCGCCUGCCGCAGCCCGUCCCGCUCCUCCACCCGCGGGCAUCCCGGGGCGGGAGCGCCCGUGCGUGGGAGGAGACUCGGCGGGGCGGGCCGGGCCGGGCAGGGAGCGGCGGAGCGCGGCGGCGGCGGCAGCAGGAUGCGGGAGGCGCGGUUCAGGGACAACUUCUGGAGCACGGAUCUGACCAGCACAGUUGGCUACGACAGCAUCAUUCAGCAUCUGAAUGAUGGCAGGAAGAACUGCAAAGAGUUUGAAGACUUCCUGAAGGAAAGAGCAAUUAUAGAAGAAAAAUAUGGCAAGGAGCUCAUUAACUUGUCGAAGAAGAAGCCCUGUGGGCAGACAGAGCUGAACACGCUGAAGAGAUCCCUUGAUGUUUUCAAGCAGCAGAUAGACAAUGUGGGACAAGGUCACAUCCAGCUGGCGCAAACCCUUCGGGAGGAAGCAAAGAAGAUGGAGGAUUUCAGGGAAAAGCAAAAGUUGCAUCGGAAAAAGAUAGAGCUGAUUAUGGAGGCCAUUCACAAAAACAGGAAUCUUCAGUACAAGAAGACCAUGGAGGCCAAGCGUCUGUACGAGCAGCGCUGCCGGGACAAGGACGAGGCGGAGCAGGCCGUGCACCGCAACGCCAACCUGGUCACACAGAAGCAGCAGGAGAAGCUGUUCCUGAAGCUGGCUCAGACAAAAUCAGCGCUGGAGGACACUGACAGGAGUUACCAGCAGAGUGUGACCACAAUGGAGAAGAUCCGGGAUGAGUGGCAGAAUGAGCACAUCAAAGCUUGUGAGUUCUUUGAGACUCAGGAGUGCGAGCGGAUCAACUAUUUCCGUAAUGCCCUCUGGCUCCACGUCAACCAGCUCUCCCUGGGCUGUGUCCAGAAUGAUGAGAAAUAUGAGGAAAUCCGCAAGAGUUUGGAAAUGUGCAGCAUUGAGAAGGAUGUUGAUUUUUUUGUAAAUUUACGCAAAACUGGAAGUUUGGCUCCAGCUCCUGUUGUUUAUGAAAACUACUAUAAUGCCCAGAGAAAUGUGACUCCUGCGAGAAGCCCAGCUCCUGUACCUAUAUCAAGGAGGGGACCUCUGCCCACCCCGACCAGUGCACCAGGGGAGCCUGAUUAUGCCACAGUUGAUGGCUACAGCUUGGUACAUUUCUAACAGUCACAGUUUUCCAGAAGGCAGAAGACACUGUUGGUCUGACCAGCGUGGCAGAGAUGGUGUUUUCAGUUAUUCCCAGACACGUAGAGCUGAAGUGCUUCUGCUUUUCAAGAGAAUAUUUGAGGACUCGAAUAAUUAUUUGAACAUUCAGAAAGCGCUUACUAAAAACCUAUGCUUUUGAUCAGCAAACUCCUUGGAUGGAUCUUCUCACUCAGAGGAGGAAAAGGACCAGACACAGGGGUGACCUGUGUCAGAAGAAGGUUUUGAUUUGAAGUUCUUCUAAAGUGUAGCCAUCGAGAAAGUCUGGGGCCUCCCACUCUCUGUAUAACUAGGUGGCUGUUUGUGCUGAGAGGGGUGCUGCACAGUGCUUUGGGCAUGCUGGCUUGUGUCCAGGGUAUGUGCAUCCCCCUUGGAUCUCAGGUUUUGCCUUUUCCUAAAGCCUCUUGCCUGUACCUAAAGUCUUUCAGUAGUGGGGAUUAAACUUGUCAUCUAUGUCAAAUUUUACUCAUAUCUCUCAGAAAUCUUACUUAGAGGGGCACCAGCAGUUGCACCAUGUAUCUGACUUGGCUGUAGCUGUGCUCCAGGAUUAAGAAGAAGCUGUUUUUUAUCUACCCAGGGAGGGGCUGUGUCACAUCCAGCCUGCUGGGAGGUCCCAGGAAGGAUCUGAAGGAAUUUAUUCAACUCUUCCAGCCACCUCUCUGAUGAGGGUCUUGUGGGCUUUUAGGUUUAUCAGGUUGCCCCUGGUGAGUUCUGGAGACCGGGCUGGUUGGGGCUUGGAGCCACCUGGUCUAGUGGAAGGUGUCCCUGCCCAUAGCAGGGAGUUGGAACUGAUGCCUUUUUGGGACUACCUAAAAACAGAGGCCAGACAAAAUUAAGGGAAUAAAAAGCAGAUAUAUUUAUUGAAGGGUGUUCAUUUCGGGCAGACAAAGCCCCUCUAGGGGCUGCACCCAAAAUAUGGACAAUGGGUCACAGGUUUUCAUAUUUUUGUAAGUUUGGUCUAUUUGCCUAUUGAGGAUUAAUCUUCCAAUUACAGCUUCAGGUAAUGAAAGCAUUUACCCCAUGUUUGCUGCCCCUCAACUCACUUUUGUUUAUGUUUCUCAAGGCCUGAGACAGUAAGGGGUCAUUGAUUCCCAGGCCUAGAGAGGAAUUGUUUUGUCUGACCAAAAUGGGAAAGCUGUAGCUAACGCUCCAUAUGGAGUUUAGGGUUAUACACUAAAUAAUUACAGGAUUACAAAUAUAUGAAAAAUAUAAAAGCUAAAAUCCUAAGGCAUCAGAACUAGGUGGUCUUUAAGGUCCCUCCCAACCCAAACCAUCCUCUGAUUCCAUGAUUUAAUUAACUUCUGUGAUUCUCCAAACUCUGGACUUGUUCUGACUAUGCACCACAGGAAACAAACUUACCUACUACUACUGGAGCCAUGAAACUUGUUUUCUGACCACUUCUCCUGAAAUUUCCUGCCCUUGUUGUUACCACAUAUGUAGAUAUGAUUAUGGCUUUGAUUCAGAAGCUUCCGUGCCUCGGGGCUUGGUCUCUCUGAUGUCCCUGUGUGCAGUGCUGCUUCACUGCUCCUCACUGCCUUAUUUCACUGGAUACAGGGACACAGGACAUGGGGAUAAACACACAGUUUACCUGUCUAAACCUGGUGCCAGGUCACUAGCCUGGAGCAAACAGGGUUUGCUGUUUUUAUGAUUUUUUUUUUCAAGUUGAAUCUGCAUGGCUUCAGCAUGUGCCUCAGCCCACCAGUCCUUGGGGUUUUUACUGGAUUUAUUUGUGUGGGGAAGAAGACAAUGAGCUCUAACAUCUGCCCUGCUGCCUCACUGUGAGCUCUGCAGAGUGCACAUGGCAAGGCAUCAGCUAUCUUAUUUAUUUCUGAAAGACCAAGGAUACAAAUACUCUUCUGAAGGAGCCUGCUGUAGUCUUAGUUCUAUAAAUAUAUAUAUUAAAAAAUAAGUUUUGA